Messenger RNA from Seriola dumerili (greater amberjack), 3243 nucleotides. It is a transcript of the gene epb41a, whose product is annotated as erythrocyte membrane protein band 4.1. Gene Ontology annotation, biological process: cortical actin cytoskeleton organization. Lineage: Eukaryota; Metazoa; Chordata; Actinopteri; Carangiformes; Carangidae. Bases 105 to 2147 code for a protein of 680 amino acids. Gene Ontology annotation, cellular component: cytoskeleton; plasma membrane. The transcript is spliced from 19 exons. Gene Ontology annotation, molecular function: actin binding; structural molecule activity. The record is from RefSeq and is a predicted model, not a curated record.
AGGAGGAGAAGGAGUCCGAUCCUGUCGGAGGGAGUAAGGGAGAGGAGGAGAAGACGACAGAGGAGGAGGCCAAAGCUCCCAGAGCUCCACGCCGACCCAAGACCAUGCAGAUCAAAGUCACCCUGCUCGACGACACUCUGUACGAGUGUGAGCUGGAGAAACAUGCUGCAGGCCAUGAGCUGUUCAUGAAGGUGUGCGACCACCUCAACCUGCUAGAGAAGGACUACUACGGCCUGGCCAUCUGGGAGACACCUACCAUGAAGACUUGGAUGGACCUGACCAAGGAGAUUCGCAGGCAGGUACAAGGUGCAAACUACAGUUUCACCUUCAAUGUGAAGUUCUAUCCACCAGACCCAGCCCAGUUGUCUGAAGACAUAACAAGGUACUACCUGUGUCUUCAGCUGCGGAAGGACAUCCUGCAGGGUCGCCUUCCCUGCUCCUUCGUCACCCUGGCCCUGCUGGGCUCCUACGCCCUGCAGUCGGAGCUGGGCGAGUAUGACCCUGAGGUGCACGGCAGUGGAUAUGCUAAGGACAUGAAAAUGGCCCAGGGUCAGACCAAGGAGCUGGAGGACAAAAUGAUGGAGCUGCACCAUACAUACAGGUCAAUGACUCCAGCCCAGGCGGACCUGAUGUUCCUGGAGAACGCCAAGAAGCUGUCUAUGUACGGAGUGGACCUCCACCAGGCCAAGGAUCUGGAUGGUGUCGACAUCAUGCUGGGGGUUUGCUCCAGUGGCCUGAUGGUUUACAAAGACAAACUGAGGAUCAACCGUUUCCCGUGGCCUAAAGUCCUCAAGGUCUCAUACAAACGCAGCAGCUUCUUCAUUAAAAUCAGACCCUCUGAGGUGGAACAGUAUGAGAGUGCAAUCGGCUUCAAACUACCCAAUUACAAGGCGGCCAAGAAGAUAUGGAAAGUGUGCGUAGAGCAUCACACCUUCUUCAGACUGACCUCCACUGAGAUGGCCACCACUCCCAGGAAGUUCCUCGCGUUGGGCUCCAAGUUUCGCUACAGUGGUCGGACUCAGGCUCAGACCAGACAGGCCAGCUCUCUGAUUGACCGACCGGCUCCUCUGUUCCAGCGCUCCUCCAGCAAGAGGAACUCACGCAGCCUAGAUGGAGCCAUGGUGUCCACCCCCGAUAACAAAUCCACUCGUCCGGUCAGCGCCCCCGUUAUGUCACCGGUGUCUCCUGGGGAGGCAUCCCCAUCGCCACUGCUGCCCACCCUGCCUCGCUCUGACCACCAUGACGGCUGCACACCUAAAGGUCACCGCUCUGCAGACAGGAAGGCAGAGGUAAAGAAGGAGAGUCAGCCAGCUGAGUACGGCAAGAGCCACAGCCCCAGACCAGACGCCACUCCAGAAAUCAAGACAGUGGCCAGGAGAGAGCGGAGGCACUCCCCCUCCGUGACCACCGCCAAUGGAGAAAGAGAGAAAAAGAGCCAGCACUCUCCUCAGGACAAAACAAAGACGGAGGUGGUGCGAGUGAGGAAGAAAAGAGCUAAGAAACUUGAGGGUGAAACUAUUUAUAUCAGACAUAGCAAUUUAAUGUUGGAGGACGUGGAUAAGACCCAGACUGAGAUCAUGCGUCACCACACUAGCAUCAGCGAGCUGAAGAGGAGCUUCAUGGAGUCGGUACCGGAGCCUCGGCCCAGUGAGUGGGACAAGCGUCUUUCCACCAACUCGCCGUUCCGCACGGCGAGCAUCAACGGGCAGCUCCAACCAGCGUCUCCUGUGCUAAAGACCCAGACAAUCACCAUCUCCGACGUCACCAACUCCCUGAGAGGAACUGUGGCCUACAAGGACAUGCCCUUAGUUCACACUGAGACCAAGACCAUUACAUACGAGUCAGCACAGGUGUCUCUCCCACAGCCGGUGGACAACCUGGCAGAGAGGGACUCAGGAGUGCUGCUGAGUGCCCAAACCAUCACCUCUGAGACCAUCAGCACCACCACCACCACCCAGAUCACCAAGACGGUGAAAGGAGGGAUCUCUGAGACCCGCAUUGAGAAGAGAAUUGUCAUCACUGGAGACACUGAAAUCGAUCAUGACAAGGCUCUGGCUCAGGCCAUUAAAGAGGCAAAAGAGCAGCACCCAGAUAUGUCUGUUACUAAAGUGGUUGUGCACCAGGAAACAGAGAUCACCCCAGAGUAAGAAAGACUGAUCCUUUUGAAGACCUCUCAGCCUCCCCCCACUUCUCCCUCCUUACUUGUGUCUCCAUCACACCAUUUUACCUCAGCAUCUCCAACUAUUACACCUGAAUGCACUGCCUUUUCAACGUGAACCACCUGACCACAUCAGAGGGAAUGAGCAUCAACACUGAACUAAGAACUUUGACCUCCGUGAGCAUGGAGUUCGGCCUGAAGGAGACAGAGUCACUACAAAAUUUCCCAAGAUCCCUCCCAGUAUUCCCCACAAUUCCGCUCUCGUUCCACAAACUGCCAAAAGAUCGACCGCUGGACUGAUGACAAAAAAAACUUUUUUAAAGCGAAAAAAACAAAAUAAAGUACAGCAUUUGUGGAUUACUCCUCUCCAAUUUGUCUGGAGAUUUUAAGAAAAUUUUCAGGGGCAUUUGGUCUUUUAAUCUUGAGAUUACUGGUACUUUAUUUUUCUACAGUUUUUCUUACCAUCAGAAUUGGUUAUCAAUAAUUUGGUCAAGUGUUUUUUAACAACGUGUUCCAAAAAGCAAAAGGGAUUGUGGGUGACUUUUCCUGGGAUUGUACACAUUGGGAGUCGAGGAUCCCUCUUAGUGUCAUUUCUUGUACAGUAAAUAUUUUAUUUUCCCUCUCAAUGUGAAAAAAUAUUUUUUCAAUUCAUGUAUAAAAAAAGAUUAAUUUUACCAAACCGAAGGGCAAUUACUCCUUUCACCUUAUUUAAAGUUCUGACUUAAUCAUUUGGUGAGUGAUUUCUGCAUAUUUUGAUUGUUUUAGUUGUUGUUGUUGUUGUUGUUGUAGUGCUCGUGUCACUAGAACAGGGUUUUAUCAGGACCAGGGAGACAGCGGUGUAAUGAAAUGAUGUUCUCUUUAUUUAUUCCCACCUCUGUCUUCUUCUUUUUGUGUGUUUUGCAUUUUAGAUAUUCUCAGCACAGUUGUAUGUAACCUCAUGGUUUUGUAUUGAGAGCAUUCCAGUCACUAGAUACAGUCUCACUCAUUUCAGCAUCUACACUCUACACUCACUCUUCUACUUUUCUACCUAAUGGGCAAUGUGCACUCACCCAGAGCGAGGUCAUUCACAUGGCAGUGAAUUCCAA